This is a messenger RNA of Emiliania huxleyi CCMP1516, 1390 nucleotides long. RefSeq lists its product as hypothetical. The transcript is spliced from 12 exons. NCBI's taxonomy places the organism in Eukaryota, Haptophyta, Isochrysidales, Noelaerhabdaceae. The record is from RefSeq and is a predicted model, not a curated record. The annotation marks the transcript as partial.
AUGCCGCUCCCAUCCGUCUCGAUGGCGGCCCUCCGCUCUCGCGACGCCGCCGCACUCGAGGCGCUCCGCGCGUCGCUCAGCAGCGUCGGGUUUCUUCACCUCUCGGACCACGGCAUCGCCUCCGAGGUCCUCGGCGCGCUGUCCGUUGCCCGAGCCUUUUUCGAGUCGGACGAGGACACAAAGUCGAAAGUUGCCCACCCGCGCAAGGGCUUCAUCCCGGUCGACGGGUGCGUGAACGCCGUCCGGCCGCCGCACCUGCACGAGAAGUUCUCUUGCGGUCGGCUGGCAGAUUCACUCGUGGCGGGCGACCCAUACUAUUCUGGACCGAGCGACGAGGCCGCCCUCUACUUUGGAGACGCCAACCAGUGGCCGGACGAGGCGGACGCGCCCGGCUUCCGCGCCGCGUACGAAGCCGCCUACCGCGCCUUCGAGGGCCUCUGCCUCGACCUGCACGCCGCCGUCGCCGCGGCGCUGCGGCUGCCGCCCGACUUCUUCGACGCCGCGCUGCGCAGACACGUGCUCUACCACGAGGGCGGCGAUGCCUCUGGGCUGCAGAAAAAUCGUUGCUAUCCGCGAGCAGGCUGGCGCUCGCGGCUGAGCCUCGUCUACUUUUGCAUGCCCGGAUACGACACGCGCAUCGAGGCGCCGGCGGCGCGCUACCCGACCUUUCUGUGCGGCCAGCGCUCCCACUUUGCGCAGGGCUUGCGCGACCGGUGCGGCUUGCCCGACCGGCAGCUACUCGCGGCGCAGGCGGGCGCUGCGGAGGGCGGGGCGGGGCGGGCCCGCGGCUCCCCCCUCCCCCGCGGCGAGGCGGAGGAGGCGGCGGAGCCUGCGAAGCGGCGCCGCGCCCUCCCUCUGUGCAGACUCGCCCCCGAGCUAUUGCGGCAGUGGCGCGCCAGAGGGUUCGCGGUGGUGCGGUCGGCGCUCGCACCGGCAGAGGUUGCGGCGCUGCGGCGCGAGAGCGACGCGCUGCAGGCGGCGCUCGAGGGUGCGGGCGGAGACUUGCUCGAGGAGCAGUGCGUGCUCGAGGUGCCCGCCUCCGGCCCACCGCCCGAAGGCCACCCGGCGCGAGUCGACCCCGCCGCCUACUUCGCCCACCGAGGCGCCGCCGCCGCCGACGCGGCCCCCCUCCGCCACAUUGCCCUCGAGGCCCUUCCCGCGCUGGCAGCGGAGGCGCUUCGCCCCGCGCCGUGCGCCGCCGCCGCAGACGACGCCGCCACCGCCGAGGCCGACGCCACCGCCGCCGCCACUGAAACCGCCGCCGUCUCCGCGACCGCCGCCGCCGCCGCAGACGACACCGCGGCCGAGCUUGCCGUCUGCCUCUUCAACGAGCACUACGUUGUCAAGCCGGCGGGGCGCGGAGGCGGCUUCGCGUGGCACACGGACGGGG